AAAAAUAUCACACAGUUGAAUGUCGAGUUCAAAGACCCAAACGUGUUUGAUAACAGAUUAAAUAACAAAAAUUGUCUGUCAGACAACGACGUUCUUGAUGCGAAACGUAAAGCUACAUAUAUAAUGUACAGGCAGAAACAACAGAAAAAACAGCCAACCGCCAAAGAACACGUCGAAAUACUUUUGAGAUUUAAGAUUCGUGUUUUCCUAUUUUCUUCCACCGACGUUGCUGUAGUUGAAACAACCGUUUCGUCCACGCGUUUUGACUUCGCGAUUUUAAAUAUUUUGUAA
This is a messenger RNA of Paramuricea clavata, 291 nucleotides long. NCBI's taxonomy places the organism in Eukaryota, Metazoa, Cnidaria, Anthozoa, Malacalcyonacea, Plexauridae. The record is from the annotation of a GenBank genome assembly.